AUGCCGCGCACACCAUUUCGGUUGUUUUCUCCUAUUCAAUUUGGCCCAGGGCCACAAGAUGAAGAAAGCGAAGAGACAUCGAGCCCAGACAUCACUAGAGAAUCUGAGGAUACUCUUGAAGAUCCAUACACCAUAGAUGACAUAGACUACGACGAUGAUGAAUCAGAUCUGUCCAGCACUCUGAAAUCGGUUUCUGACGAGGUUUUAGUUUUUGUAGCUGGCGCAUGCCUCGAAAGAAUGUCAGAUUCUGGAUUUGGUAGAAUGCUCUCUUCUCAAGAUGAGGGGUUUCGCAAACAAGCAUGGAAGCUAUGGAAAAAUGAUCUGACAACAUUCAGCAUUCAUGAAGAUCUUAUAUUGGAAGACUUUGGAAGUCGGAAUAUGGGAACCGGCUGA
Molecule: messenger RNA, 393 nt
Organism: Caenorhabditis briggsae
Lineage: Eukaryota; Metazoa; Nematoda; Chromadorea; Rhabditida; Rhabditidae
Exons: 3
Coding region: 1-393 (130 amino acids)
Source: RefSeq, a predicted model, not a curated record